Messenger RNA from Saccostrea echinata, 2850 nucleotides. Its product is annotated as cell adhesion molecule 2-like. Gene Ontology annotation, biological process: synapse organization. Lineage: Eukaryota; Metazoa; Mollusca; Bivalvia; Ostreida; Ostreidae. The transcript is spliced from 7 exons. Bases 827 to 1789 code for a protein of 320 amino acids. Gene Ontology annotation, cellular component: neuron projection membrane. The record is from RefSeq and is a predicted model, not a curated record.
UACACCGAGAAGGAGGAUAUCGUAUGCAGUACUGAUAACGAACACACAGUUUCAUUUCUGGUCGACAGAAGCGGAGGUCUCGUAUAGAGGAAGGAAUCAGUGUCAAUGGAAUUCAUCAAAUAUUAAUAUUCUGUGUACAUGUAUGAUUUCAUAUGUGAAUAAGGGAAUUGUCAUCUUUAUUUACGGAGAUUAUUUUUUUCGAAAUGUGAUGAUUUCAGGAAGUUCAUACUGUUUUAAUUAAUUGGAUUCAUGUUUUUUCAUAAACGAUAGAAUUUUUGAAAAUUAUCGUUGAAACUUCAAGAUAUGUGAUUAAAUAUUCUUUAUUUGUUAUCAUUAAAUUCCAAUGUUUUCAGAACUUUGCGGGAUCAAAUAUUUGAAAAAGUGCAACAGUUGUCACGCGGUGGUGAGUUGCUUCAAAGUAUUGUACAUGCCACAGUCCACGUGGUUUAGUAAGAAGACCAUUAAGAUGAUGGGAAUAAAUUCCCUAUAGAUAAUUCAUUACAGCAAACAGAAUUAACUGUGUAAUUAAUUUUUCGCAGUGUUAACCACACUCGCUUUUUCGGGUCUCCAAGACCGCAGCACGUAUCGGGAACCGAUUUCCUCCAAGAAAUGAGAAUGUUUGCAUCAAGCCGGGGGUAUAGAUUAUUAUCUACCACGGAUUAAGACAAAUUACCAAAUCUUUGAUGCUUACUUGAAUAUUCGCUAAAAAUAUGCUUCGGAGACAAAUAGAAAUAUGCUAAUACGCAAGGUACUGUAUCAAGCUCAAGUAUUUUGCCAAGAUGUGAUUGACGCCGGCAAUUAGUGAGCUGACAUUGAGCCGCAAAGAAUGCAAUCGACGUGUAGAGAGGACUCAAUGGACACAUACAGAUUUUCCCGGACUUUUUUGGAGGAGUCAAGGUGCGUUUCUGGCCCCGGAAGAUGGGUUGUACGGGCGUGGGUCUCUGUCCUUGCUAUUUCUGUGCUGUUUUGCCAAGUGUCAGGUUUCCGUCGCCGAAUAUCAGAUCGAAGUCACGUGCCGCUGACCCCUGUCAUUCUGAAUACCACAACUCCCAACUACACUUAUAUCGCUGGGGAGACGGCAAUUCUGUACUGUGCCGUGGAAAACUUAGGGACCAAAACUGUGACCUGGAGAAGAGCGAUGCCUUCAGUCAUACUUACUGUGGGGCUGUUCACUUACUUUGGAGAUUCCCGAUUCCAGACACAUAACGUCAUACACAAAGACCAGUGGAAUUUGCACAUACGGAAUGUUAGUCUGGAAGACGAAGGAAGGUAUGAAUGUCAAGUCAGCACAAAGGCUCGUGACAUUAGGAGGAGUUUUUAUCUAACGGUAAAAGAACAGACAUCUACUAUUCACAUUUCGGGUAAAACUUACGUAGAGAAAAACCAGAGACUGGUUCUUUUGUGUAACGCCUCCAGUGAUUCUUACCCCCCGGACGACCUGGACUGGUUUAUGAACGGACACAAGAUUGUGUCAAAUGAACGGGAAGGUAUAACGAUAACAAAAAGUGUCACAUACAGAAAUAAAACCAUUCGAAGUGAACUCGCAAUUGCGCACGCGCGCAUGCAUCAUGCUGGAACUUACAUAUGUCGAACAUCCGAUAAACUGGUGACAAAUAUUAAAGUGAACGUGCUUAAUGCAGGAAAAGACAAUGUAAAAAGAGGCACUAUCAUAUCUGAUAAAAGUCAAUUUGUUAAAGGCAAGAAGGGACACACAGAUGGAAAUAUUUCCAAUCGCUUACGUGGAUCUUGGACUUUGUUAUUUGGAAUUAUUCUUUGUGUUGGGUCAUGAAAUGCUCACCAAUUCAACACUUAAAUUUUGAUUUUAAGAAGACAGAGAAAACAGUACCUUUGAGGUUUGAGAAUGACAGAAGAUAAAAUGUACCUGUAGGUGACUAAAGGUGUUGACAUCAAAGUCGACUCUGCUCUCCGUCAGUGUCGGUAAUGGGCGUGAGUGAAGAGUUCCUCAAUUUAUCUUCCUGGUACAUCUUCUGUUUUAAACACACAGGACGCACUGUGCAAUAAUUUGUACCUGACUUCUGAUAAUCCAUCAGAUUCAGUUCCUGUGAGGAUUAAUAUUUGUUUUUAUAAAACGUGUUCUGUUAUAUUUUGUAACAUGGUUACUUUAUUUAGUCAUUCAUAUUCAUAUUCUUAAUCAUAUGAAUCAUUUUUUGAUUGUUGAAAAUAGAUACAAUAGAAAAAUUUCACAAUCUUUUUUCAUCCAACAUGCUUCAUUUUAUAUUUAUCAGGAGUGCAAACUGUUUUAGCUCGAUCAGUGUUAUUUGCCUUUUGUAUAGAUGAUCAGCUGACACAAUCUAUCAAUAUUCUAUACUAACCGAUACUCUACACAUACAAAGUGCAACUCAUGCCGGUGAAGCAAGUGCUGAUGGUUCACCUACUAAUAUUCAAGAUGUUGCCUGAAAUAAGAAGACAUUAGAAAACACAAGUCGACAACUUCAUAAAUAUGUUAAUCAUUAUAGAAAAAAGUGCAAUACAGCGUCAAAUUGAAGAUUUACUUGCUGUUAUGAAGUAGGUACUGAGCAUGUGAUAUUGUUUUGUACAGACUGUGAAAGAGAGACCUAUAUUAAGGUUAACUAGCUUUGCUUUGGUUUAUGGCUAUUUAGAUGUGAUUGCUUACGGUCUGUUCAGUCUGCAAUCUAAGAAGAAUUUUAUUUGAUAAACAAGACUUUGUCAUUACGGGUAUAACAUAUCCUAAUCAGAUACGGGGAUUCCGUCUUUGAUUGGCACACUUGUUCAUCCAUUAUGUCAUUUACAAAUUAUGUUGUUUAUUUUUUUGUUUUUGUAUUGUUGUUUUUUUUUCAAAUUCAAUGCUUGAUUAAAAUAAUUUUUGUA